Messenger RNA from Mugil cephalus (flathead mullet), 3328 nucleotides. Its product is annotated as zinc finger BED domain-containing protein 4. NCBI's taxonomy places the organism in Eukaryota, Metazoa, Chordata, Actinopteri, Mugiliformes, Mugilidae. The coding region runs from base 613 to 2727 and encodes 704 amino acids. The record is from RefSeq and is a predicted model, not a curated record. Gene Ontology annotation, molecular function: protein dimerization activity. The transcript has 5 exons.
CAACUAGAAUAUGUGUUUUUAUUCCAACAAAUUCCCUUUGGACGUGUUACAGUAUCGGGAGGAAACCGUUCUCCCUCAUGAUACCGACAUGAGUUAAUUUGAAAACAUUUGUCCCAGCGCCACCACCCUCUCAUUCAAUCAGCUGUGCUGGGGACAGCCGAACAUUACCGGAAACUGUCGAGAUGGGAAACGAAACUCCCGUUUAUUGUGUUACUUCCUGGUCCAAUUAUAAUACCGUGCAUAUGUCUCCAUGAAGCACACCUCGCUGCCUCCCCUCCACUUGCGUCCGAACGACGGAUGGGAGCGCAGAACAAACGGAUGUGGCCUCACUAUCACAUUAUUGAUGUUUCCAGGCAUCCGCAGCAGCAGCCAGCGUAGCCCCCGAUUGUGGCCGAUUUCGGACGCGCAGGCGACGCAACUCCUGCUUGCAAUCCUGAUUUCUUUUGUCUGCGCAACUGGCAGCAACAUUUUUGGAUGUCUGAUAAGGGAUCGGCGAGUAAACACGCCGGCCUGCGCUGAUGAUCGGAGGCGAGGUGAGAUUGAUACCUCAACCUCAGAUUGCCCUUGAUCGCAAGUUAAUUUCAGUCCGGAGCGGAGGAACCGUGGGAUCAGAUGGCGUCAGUUUCGAAGGUCUCUAUCCUGGAUUACUUUAACAUUGUGUUUGAGGGGGAAAAUGGUAAAAUCGAGUCCAACUGUAAGGCUUGUGGCACCAGGAUCCAGGCGAAGAGGAGCGUCACGUCCAACUUCGUCACGCAUCUCAAGCGUAAGCACCAGGCCAUGUAUGAUGACUUUGUGAAAAGGAAGGACAUGAAGAGAGAGGGUUACUCCUCUGGUUCACUGCACAGUUUCACCACCAACGGAGGCAAUGCUCGCUACAAUCUGCCCCUCAGUGCUGGAGUGGGAGGAGGAGGAGGAGGAGGUGGUGGAGGAGGAGGAGGAGGAGGAGGCGUUGGAGGAAUGGGAACUCUUGAAGGAGGAGUAGGAGGAGGCUCUGGAGCAGGGGUGACCAAGUUUGACAGACAUGACCCACGGCAGGUUCUGAUUUCUGAGGCUAUAGCUAAGAUGAUUGUGCGUGACCUGCAGCCAGUGUCCAUGGUGGAAAAUCAAGGCUUCAGAGAGUUGCUUCAGCUCCUAGAGCCACGUUACACUCCUGAACCCCAGCACUACAUCCAGAGCCAGCUCCUUCCAGCCUAUGCCUACCAGGCCCAGCUGGCCACCCGUCAGGCUCUGGCCUCAGCACACGCCCUCAGCCUCAGCCUGGAUCUGUGGAGGGGCUUAUCUGGAGCCAGCUCAGGGUAUCUCGGUGUCACCUGCCAUUUUCUCACAUCUGACUGGCAGAUGCGCUCGGCUCUGCUGGCGUGCCUUCCACUGAACGGGGGCAACUCCGGGACCCGUGUGCUUUCAGAUUUUGAUGAAGUGUGUCACUCCCACGGCGUGUCGGGGAGAGCAUUCCGUGUGGUUGCGGACCCCCUCCUGGCAAGCAGAACGGUAAAGCCGUGUUGUCUUCCCGGCUUCCUACUUUCGCCUCAUCUCGCUAACGGCCAAGGCGGAGAUGAUGGCGAGGAUGUGGACACCGAUAACGACGUGGAGCACGCCAUCAAGAACGGCCACGGUGACCGCGAAGAGGAAGAGGAAUGGGAGGAGUCGUUGGGCGUUUCUCGGGUGGACUGUUUCUCUCGCUCUCUCGAACAGUGUGUCAAAGAAGGCCUGCGAACCUGUCCGCAGCUCUCUUCCACUCUGACCAAGGCUGCCUGCUUCUACAACUACAUUACCUCUGCUGUCCCCCCUGAGAAACUCAGCCAGGUGUUUGAUGCUUCGGGAUUGAUGAUGGGAGGACCGGGAAAUGGUCCUGAUGCAGCAAGAGACUGGGCUGCUCAGCUGAAGGUGCUUCGGCGGCUGCUGGACUCAAUGGAGUUCCUGGAGGAGAUGAGUGGCCCAGGAGAGCUGGCACUGGGUGUCACAGAGAGAGCCCUGCUGAGGGAGCUCACUGACACUUUGGAGCCCUUCACCGAGGCCUGGGACAUGGUGCACGGCGACAGGCAGGCAGACAUGCCGGCUGACAGACACGUAUCCGUCAGCCUGGCUCUUCCAUGUGUUCUUGGCCUCCGUAAGCAUCUCUCUGAGACAUCCACCCCUCACUGCCCCUCCCUCGUGGUGGGGCUCAGCCAGGCCGUAGAGCGCCUGCUGGUCCCCAUCCUGGAGAACCCCCUCUACAUCACUGCCACCACCCUGGACCCCCAGUUCAAGCUGACUUGGAGCAGCAACCCUGACUGGCACAGACAAGUUCUCAUAGAGGAGUUAUCCAAACACUCAGCGGCCUCCAGCCCCGUCGACCCCAACACGGACCUUCAUCCUCAGUCCCAGACUCCUCCCGCUUCAGCUCCAUCACCAGUUUCCUCGCUGUCUCGGCCCUGCAAGCUGUUCUCUUUCAUCAAGCAGAGGCCGGCGACGCAGGCUAAGAGCCUCGAACAGGAGCUGGCCGUCUACCUGCGCGAGGAACCCACGGACGAGGAGGCUUUGCAUUACUGGCGGCGCAAGGCCAUUGACUUUCCUUUGCUUGCACAGGUGGCCAAGAGGGCGUUUACCAUACCUGCUUGUGGCACUGUAGUUGAGAGCAUUUUCACUACCGCUGGGCGUUACCUGCUUCCAGAGAGAGGCUGUGGCUUACCAAAGAACCUGGAGACGCUCAUCUACCUCAAAGCCAACUACAGAUUAUUAUGGACCUAAAACUAAAAGUCGAGCUAUUCUUGUACUUUAAUAGCGAAUGAAGAUUUUACGUCUGCAGUAAAAGUUUCUCCUUGGAUACUAACCUCUGUUCCGCUUUAUGGAAACUGAGCUAGCAACAUGACAUAGUCCUCAUACUGCACAUCAUUUGACACGAGGAAGACUGUGACUCAGCUUCCAUUCUGGAAAUGGGUUUUCCAGACUAUAGUAGGUGUGGAUUGCUGUCUGCAUACCGUGUAGCCUGCAUACUGCAUGCUGUAUACCGAGGGGGCUGGAAGCAGAUCAAUGUUAAACCAUUUACUUUGACAUUAUUUUGUCUGAUUAUGGUCUCCGGACAACCACAAGACCGCACUCUGUGUUUUCCCCACCCAAUACACAGCUUCAGUCUGCACCAGCCUACCAACAAUAACCAAAUGGUCAACACUGUAGCAUCUGAUUUAUUUUCACUGCUAUACAACUAUAGAAGAUGAAUGCAAUUAAUGCAUCUGAUGUUGUUUUAGAAGGAAGGCGUCAACUGCUAAACAGUACGUUAGUGCAUCACCCACCUGUUGUUUUUCUCUAUGUACGUGUGCCUCAUAAUAAAUGAGUUCCACUUCCUAACGCA